This is a messenger RNA of Nerophis lumbriciformis (worm pipefish), 1269 nucleotides long. The record is from RefSeq and is a predicted model, not a curated record. Lineage: Eukaryota; Metazoa; Chordata; Actinopteri; Syngnathiformes; Syngnathidae.
AUGAGCUCCUCAAUCCGCACAGGACUAUCGGCAUUGUCGCUGUCCUCUCUGCCCGUGACAGGCACUCGCCGGGCUACCAGCGUGUAUGCUGGUUCCGUUGGUAGAAGUGCGCAAAUGUCAUAUGGCACUGGGCUCAGCUCGGGCAUGGACAUGGGCUGGUCUGUUGGCGGCGGAAUCAUGGAUGCUGCCACAUUCGCCGGCAGCGAAAAAGUGACCAUGCAGAAUCUCAACGACCGCCUGGCCAGUUACCUGGAUAAGGUGCGCUCCCUGGAGAAUGCCAACGCUAAAUUGGAGCGUCAAAUCCGUGAGUGGUAUGACAAGCAGACACCAAUUACGAGAGAUUACUCCAAGUACCAGCCAAUUAUCGAUGAACUACGCAGAAAGAUCAGUGAAGCUGCUCAGACAAAUGCCAGGCUGAUGCUGCAGAUUGAUAAUGCAAGACUGGCAGGAGAGGACUUCAGAAUCAAGUAUGAGAAUGAGCUGGCUGUACGCAUGUCAGUGGAAGCGGACAUUGCUGGACUCCGCAAAGUUGUGGAUGACCUGACUGUGGCUCGUACGGACUUGGAGAUGCAAGUGGAGGGUCUUAAGGAAGAGCUGAUCUAUUUGAAGAAGAACCAUGCGGAGGAGAUGGCGGCAUUGCGUAACCAAGUGAGUUCCUCUUCUGUGAAUGUAGAAGUGGAUGCCAGACCCCAGGAAGACAUGAGCAGGACCAUCGAGGAGAUCAGAAGACAGUACGAGACUAUCACUGAGAAGAACCGCCGCGAUAUGGACAACUGGUACAAGGCCAAGUUUGACGAUUUGAACAAGCAAGUUGCGGACAGCACGGCAAACCUUCAGACGUCCCGCACUGAAAUUAGCGAGCUCCAGAGAACAUUGCAGGCCCUGCAGAUUGAACUCCAGUCUCAGAUUAGCUUGAGAGCUGCUAUUGAGAGUCAAGUGGCAGAAACAGAGUCCCGUUACGCCAUGCAACUGAGCCAGCUCCAAGCCAUAGUCAAUGGCCUGGAGAACGAGCUUGCCCAGAUGAGGUUGGACAUUGAGAGGAAGACAUCAGAAUACCAGAUUCUGCUCGACAUUAAGACCAGGCUGGAGAUGGAGAUCGCUGAAUACAGAAGAUUGCUGGAUGGGGAAGAUGUCAAAACCAUACAAGUUGUUGAAGUGGUCAAAGCUCCAGAACCAGUCAGAACCCAGAGGACGAGAGUUGUGGUCGAGGAAAUCGUAAAUGGCCAAGUGGUGUCCCGCACAGAAGAUGUGGAUGUUGUUAAGAAGUAG